Molecule: messenger RNA, 1898 nt
Organism: Nelumbo nucifera (sacred lotus)
Lineage: Eukaryota; Viridiplantae; Streptophyta; Magnoliopsida; Proteales; Nelumbonaceae
Product: beta-glucosidase 12-like
Biological process (GO): carbohydrate metabolic process
Molecular function (GO): beta-glucosidase activity
Source: RefSeq, a predicted model, not a curated record
AAUGAAUUGAAACAAAUAGAUUAUUGAUAUUCAUUGUGAAUUGUGAUAUGAUAUAUAUUUCAAUGGUGAUUCGUGAAGGCUUAUUUGCUCUCCUUAGCUUAUUCCUCGUUCUGGUGGUCGAAUUGUUGGGUCAUGCCGAGAGUAGUGUUAGAAUUAGUAAUGUCUCAGCUUCAUUCGGCAGAAGCAAAUUUCCGUCGGAUUUCGUUUUCGGAACAGCUUCAGCUUCUUAUCAGUAUGAGGGAGCGGCAAAUGAAGGCGGAAGAGGUUCAUGCAUUUGGGAUACCUUCACUCACACAUACCCAGGUAAAAUAAAAGACGGCAGCAAUGGAGACGUUGCCAUAGACUUUUAUCAUCGCUAUAAGGAGGACGUGGGGAUAAUGAAAGAAAUGGGGUUGGAUGCCUUCAGGUUCUCUAUAUCUUGGUCCAGAAUAUUGCCAAAUGGAAAGUUAAGUGGGGGAAUGAAUAGGGAAGGCAUCACAUUCUACAACAAUCUCAUCAAUGAGCUUUUAUCCAAAGGUAUUCAACCUUUUGCGACUCUCUUCCACUGGGAUCUUCCACAAGCACUAGAAGAUGAGUAUGGUGGUUUUCUAAAUGCUAAAAUUGUGGAUGACUUCCGAGACUACGCGGAGCUUUGCUACAAAGAGUUCGGUGAUCGCGUGAAGCACUGGAUCACUUUAAAUGAGCCAUCGACCUUUAGCUCUUCCGGCUACGCCACCGGCACCUUUGCUCCCGGCCGAUGUUCUUCAUGGCUGAACCGAAACUGCACCGGUGGGAAUUCCGGGACCGAGCCCUACGCCGUAGCCCACAACCAGCUUCUUGCUCACGCUGCCGCUGUGAAGGUGUACAAGGAAAAGUACCAGGCAUCUCAGAAAGGCAAGAUUGGAAUCACGCUGGUGGCACCUUGGUUUGUGCCCUUCUCCGACGACCAAUCCAGCAAAGAUGCUGCUCGACGAGCUAUGGAUUUCGUAUUUGGAUGGUACACCGACCCAUUGACCUAUGGCGACUAUCCAGACAGCAUGCGAGCUCUCGUGGGAAAUCGGUUGCCAAAAUUCUCACAAGACCGGUCCAUUGCAGUGAAGGGAUCGUUUGAUUUCCUGGGAUUAAAUUACUACUCUGCUGCUUAUGCAGCCAACGCUUCCACCUCCAACUCUGUUCCCGCAAGCUACCUUAUCGAUUCUCGAGUGACUUUGACAUCGCAACGGAACGGUGUCCCCAUAGGUCCAAAGUCUGGUUCGGAUUGGCUUUAUGUAUACCCAAGAGGAAUUCGAGACAUGUUGCUCUAUGUGAAGGCACGAUACAAUAAUCCAACCAUUUAUAUUACAGAGAAUGGAGUUUCAGAGGUAGACAACAGUACAUUGACGUUGGAGGAAGCCCUGAGAGAUGACUUGAGAAUAGAUUAUCAUCGUCGCCAUUUCUGUUUCCUUCAAAGAGCCAUUCAGGAGGGUGUGAAAGUGAAGGGAUACUUUGCAUGGUCGCUUUUGGACAACUUCGAAUGGAGUUCUGGUUACACAGUUCGGUUUGGUAUUAACUACGUGGACUACAAAGAUGGGUUGAAGAGAUAUCCAAAGCAUUCCGCCUCUUGGUUCAAAAAUUUCCUCCAAAGAUAGCCCAGGCCCAGGCAAUUACUAUGACUCUUGUGCUGAUCGAGUAAAUAAGCAGAGGACAUCUAUCUGCUCUUUUCUUUUCCCUUUUUGACUUUCUUUAUGUCUUAGUUAAAAGCAAUAAUAAAUUACCUAGAAGGUGAAGCCCAGUUUUUUAAAUCUUAGUCCAGUCCACCCAAAUUGUAGCCCCAACUUCGCUAGGCAUGUCAAGACACUCCUGUAUGAGUGUGACUGUGUGAGAAACUGAGGAUAGCAAAUUUGGGCUGCCAAGCCUACCAUCAAUUUUGAUUUUGAUAA